AUGAUGUUGUCUGAGAGACAACAGGGGGGCCUUCCGAGCAAUACAGAGCCCAAUCCAAAUGCUACUGCAAAGGCCAUCAUGUUGAGAAGUGGCAAGACCGCUCAAGCCAUCCCUCCGGCUGUUCUAGAAAAGCCAGUCGAUGACGAUGAGGUUGAUGAGGAGAUUGAGGUUGAGUCUCCGGGUGAGGUGCAACAGAGGCAAGUCCCAGCAAGUACCGCACGACCCAAGGAGCCAGUGAGAGAGUACGUCCCUCCCAUUCCAUAUCCGGGGAGGUUGAAGAAGCAGAAAAUGGAAGAACACUAUGGUAAAUUCCUCGAGCUUUUUAAGCAACUUCAUAUAAAUUUACCAUUUGUCGAGGCACUUGCUCAAAUGCCUAAGUAUGCUAAGUUUCUGAAGGAUAUCCUAUCCAACAAAAAGAAACUUGAGGAGCUUUCGCAGGUGACCUUAAAUGAAGAGUGUUUAGCAGUUCAUCAGAACAAACUACCGAAGAAGAUGAAUGAUCGUGGGAAUUUCACUAUCCCGUGUUUGAUUGGUAGUUUGUCGAUCUGCAAUGCAUUAGCUGAUCUUGGAGCUAGCAUAAACCUCAUACCAUAUGCGGUUUUUGCUAAGCUAGACUUGGGCGAGCCCAAGCCGACUCGUAUGAGCAUUCAGAUAGCCGACCGUUCAGUGAAGUACCCUCGAGGCAUAGUUGAGAAUAUGCUGGUGAAAAUCGAUAAGUUUGUCUUUCCUAUCGAUUUCGUGAUUCUAGACAUGGAUGAGGAUAAAAACGUUCCACUUAUCUUAGGUCGCCCAUUCCUAGCCACUGCGAGAGCCUUGAUUGAUGUCUGCACUGGUAGACUUACUCUUAGGGUUGAUGAUGAGGAGGUUACCUUUGAUAUAGGGAAAUCCAUGCAACACUCACAGAGUCAGGAUGAUACACUCUACUUCAUUGAGACUAUCGAUACUUAUGUGAGUGAUCAUCUUCAUGCUACAUUCGAGGAGGAUGUUAUGGACACACAGCUGCUAGGAGGGGAGAUUUUUGGUUCGCCUAGUGUGGACCGAAUGAUUAAGGAGGUGACCUGUCUGAUAGGUCACGCAUCUCCCCCGUGUCCAAGGUAUUUGAGGUUAUGA
Molecule: messenger RNA, 1110 nt
Organism: Helianthus annuus (common sunflower)
Lineage: Eukaryota; Viridiplantae; Streptophyta; Magnoliopsida; Asterales; Asteraceae
Exons: 1
Coding region: 1-1110 (369 amino acids)
Source: RefSeq, a predicted model, not a curated record